Molecule: messenger RNA, 791 nt
Organism: Sphaeroforma arctica JP610
Lineage: Eukaryota; Ichthyosporea; Ichthyophonida
Exons: 1
Coding region: 1-654 (217 amino acids)
Source: RefSeq, a predicted model, not a curated record
AUGACUGGAUCCUUUGCCGUGGUAAUUUUGUGGGCCAUUUAUGGAGCCGGAAGUACUGCUACGUUAGCAGUUCUACAACCGACUGAACACUGGUGGAUUCUCAUGUUUGCCAAUGUUAUAUUACCAUCACAAGCGGUUUUACUGGCCCUGCUCUAUUACUCUUGGAAAUCGAGGCACAUAUUUAAAGCAUUCAGCGACUGGAUUGACAAUCUGCUUGCCGCAAGUAACACUAUAAUGCUUCCUACAAUUGACCUGAUACUGAGGAUCACCGUUUUUGAUAGCGGAGCCCCAUCGAGAACGAACCCUCCUUCGAUUGAGACAAUCCUUGUGAAUACAUUUCUAAUUUUCGGAGAUGUGUCGCUUUGCGUGGUGCAGCUGUUUGGCAAAUUGGCUUUCAUCCAGUUCAGCAAUAUCAAGAUAGCCACGGAUCUAGAUCCUCGACAUUUAUUCGGGAUGGCCUGGCGCAAGCAUAGUGUUCGUGUCGGUAAAACUGCCGCAUCGAGACCUGCUCCUUCAGAGGUACCACAGGCAUUCAACGUUGUAGGUGGCAGCGCAAUGAAUACGUAUGGCCCGUCAGCAGUCUCCUCGAAAUCCUUCGAAUGCAAAAAGCAACAAGCCGAGACCGCUGCCUCUACCGUUCUUGGUGUCGGUUGAAAAAAUUGAUAUUAAUUGCUUGCUGUGCACAAUUUGGUACCCGUGAUGAACCACCUCGUAGAACACUACAGAGUAUCCUAAUAUUCGAUGACAGGGUUGAACAUAGCAUCCUGAUAUAGGACAUCAGAAGGAAAAAU